Symbiodinium pilosum is the source of this 1311-nucleotide messenger RNA. The record is from the annotation of a GenBank genome assembly. Lineage: Eukaryota; Dinophyceae; Suessiales; Symbiodiniaceae.
AUGGCUUUUGGCCUCAGCCUUCGGGUUAAAAUUAGUUACGUGGCUCUCGACUUGAAUGGGGAAUCCCUGCGAAUACCCUAUCUCAAGCCCUCCGACUACCUGAAGAAGCUCCUUCACUGUUACCCGGAGGUUGUGUGGGGUGAUGGUGUGAACGACACUUCCCAAAGAUGCACUUCGUUUUGGAAAGCAUACUAUUGGUCCCAUCCUACACACACGGCCUUUUCAACCUUCAGUUACAAUGGUUUGGGUCAUUUACUGCCCAUACAGCUGCACGGUGAUGAGGGGACAGGAUCCAAGAAACAACCCGUCAGCAUCAUGAAUUGGCAAACUGUUUGGGGCCAUAGCACAAAGAAGACUGAACACCUUCAAGCUGCAACCUUUGGGGCCUGCCACUCAUGCUCGGAACCAUCCAGGAUCAGUCGGUGCUGCUCGGUGCCUCCGACUUGCCCCAAGGGAACUUGUGCAAACAUGCAACUGACAAAUGAGGAUUAUCUGGAGCUUCAGGGGCAGUUGCCUGCAUCAGCAGGGCAUUCUUUCUUGCAGCGGCAUUUGGUGUUUGUCCUCCCUACCAACCUGGUUAAAAAGGGGCCAGAGGUAUUGGAGGCGGUGCUAUCUGCUUGCGCUGAUGAUUUAGCCCGACUCUUCAACUUCGGAAUCUAUGUUGGCGGCAAACAAAUGUUUGCCGCUAUAGUUGGCUGCAAAGGAGAUGCAAAAUGGCACGCUGCUACUGGGCAUUUCACAAGGUGCUACAGUCGCCUCGGCGACACUAGGUCGUACCCCAUAUGUCCAGAGUGUUUGGCUGGGGAUCCAGCUUUUCCAUUUGAGGCGACCAACAGCGAGCCUGGUUGGAUGAUGACUCUUUAUGAAAGUGUGCCGUGGAAUGUUCCCGGCCAGCUUGAAAAGAUCCCAUUCGACCAAGAGUACCCUGCUCGGAAGUACAAACGCGAUCUUCUACACGUGUUCAAAAUCGGGCUUGCUCGAGACAUUGCCGGCUCAGGCAUUGUCUUCCUAUGCCGGCGGUUGCGGUGGUUUGAUGACUUCGGCGAUUCGGUGGAGCUGGGGGCCCGCCUCAAACGGGCGCACAGCCGAUUCUCGCUUUGGGCAGCUGCUAACCAUGAGACUCCACACCUGAGGCAGUUUACGAAAGACAGCUUGCACCUGCCUCGGGUGGACUCCUUCAGUUACACGAACUGUAAGGGCUCUGACUCCAUGCUGCUUUUGGCGUGGUUGCGUCUGGAACUUCGACUGUUGGAGAGGCAGGGGCAUGAAGAUCAUCAAAGAGAUAUGGUUCUUGUCCAGGCUUUGGCCCAG